Molecule: messenger RNA, 854 nt
Organism: Sphaerulina musiva SO2202
Lineage: Eukaryota; Fungi; Ascomycota; Dothideomycetes; Mycosphaerellales; Mycosphaerellaceae
Product: ankyrin
Exons: 2
Cellular component (GO): nucleus; cytoplasm
Molecular function (GO): protein binding
Source: RefSeq, a predicted model, not a curated record
CCUAUAUCCCUAACGCGCUCGCUAUGCACAUCUUGGAGGCCUUUGAUUUUGACGUCGUCGAUAAGACUGUCUUUAAGGACAAUAAGGAAGUAAGCCCGCAGCACCUGCAGCUCAUCGCCAACCUCCGUCACGCAGCAGCAAAUAGCGAUCUUUCCGCGGCCACAGAAGCGUUCACGACUCUCCGCUAUACGAGUGCAAGCCCGAGCACGCUGCAAAAGCCCGGAAAUGCUUUAGAACUCGCUAUCGACCGCAGAGACGAGCGCAUGGUCGCCUACCUUCUGUCCGAGGGCGUUCGUGUAGGAGCGGAAGACAUGAGAGCUGCGGUUCUGUUGCGAGCCAAACCGAUCAUUCGCCUCUUGCUCGACCAUGGAUGGCCCAUUAAUGCAAAGUUGGGGUGGUACGAACCACCCGCGAUGGCUCUCGCGAUAGACGACCUCGAGCUAGUCAAAUGGUUCUUGUCUCUAGGGGCUGAUCCUAACGCUCCGUGCGGCAUCGACAUAACGCCUUUGUCCGUCGCCGUCCACAAGGGUCCUCUCGCAGUAAUCGACACGUUGUUUGCUCACAAAGGCACCGUAAAUCGCGGCCAGCUCCUACACUGGGCUGCUCUGCGUAGACAAGACGAUCGACUUGCGGUUGUAAAGCUGAUCCUCCAGAAAGGCGCAGCUGUAAAUUCGAUUCUUUACGAGAACGACGAAGACUCAUUUAUCCAGCGCAAAUCCUUCUCACUUGGUACUCCAUUGCAUGAAGCGGCUAGAGUCGGUCAUCUAGAUGUAGUACAGCUGUUGCUUGAUCACGGCGCAGAUGUUACUAUUAAAGACACACGAGGCGAUCUCCCGUAUGAUGUAGCCCUCGAG